Monopterus albus (swamp eel) is the source of this 4063-nucleotide messenger RNA. It is a transcript of the gene mybpc1, whose product is annotated as myosin binding protein C1. The record is from RefSeq and is a predicted model, not a curated record. Gene Ontology annotation, molecular function: protein binding. The transcript is spliced from 29 exons. The coding region runs from base 118 to 3663 and encodes 1181 amino acids. Lineage: Eukaryota; Metazoa; Chordata; Actinopteri; Synbranchiformes; Synbranchidae.
UGUGCUUUUCUAUAAAAGCACCUCUGAUGUGUGAGGUAACUAAUUAGAUCUACUUUUAAACACACAAAAUUAAGGCAGCUUAACUUAGUGAAAGACAGCUUUGAUGGAGCUAGGCUAAUGUCAUUUAGUCUUAAUUCUAAAAUGGAUUCAACACUGAGCCACCACUGUACUGGUACAUACAAAGAUGAAACUGAUGUUCUUCUCCUCUACAAGGAUGCCAAACCAACCAAGAAACUCUCAAUAGAGCUGCCUAAUGAUAGCGUCCCUGAGUCAGCCAUGGGGAGAAAAGACUCAGUGUGGUCUCUGGGAGAUGGUCAGGGCCCGGACGAUCUGGAGAAGCCCGUCGACCAGCCGCCACUGUCCACCCUGCUGAUAGAAAAACCUCAAAGUGGCACCGUCAGUGUGGGUGGAGACAUUACGUUUGUUGCUAAGGUGGAGGCCAAAGAUCUUCUCCGCAAACCCACUAUCAAGUGGUUUAAAGGAAAAUGGAUGGAUCUGGCCAGCAAGACAGGGAAGCACUUACAGCUAAAAGAGACCUUUGAUCGUAAUACCAAGGUCCACACAUUUGAGAUGCAUAUCAUAAAGGCCAAAGAGAACUAUGCUGGAAACUACAGGUGUGAAGUCAACUACAAGGACAAAUUUGACAGCUGUUCCUUUGACUUGGAAAUUAAAGAGUCCGAACAGAGCUCACAGCAUAUUGACAUUCGAUCAGCUUUCAAAAGAAGCACUGAAGGACAAGACGAUGCUGGGGAGCUUGACUUUAGUGGUCUCCUUAAACAUAGGGAGUAUAAACAGCAAGAUGACACUCCCGAGGUGGAUGUGUGGGAGAUCCUGAAGAACGCCAAGCCAGAGGAAUAUGAGAAGAUUGCUUUUAUGUACGGUAUCACAGAUCUGAGGGGUAUGCUGAGGAGGCUGAAGAAGAUUCCUAAGGAGGAGAAGAAGUAUGAAGCUUUUGCUAAGAAGCUUGAACCAGCAUAUCAGGUGGAUAAAGGUGGAAGGAUCCGUCUGAUGGUCGACCUGGCUGACCCCACUGCCGAGCUGAAGUGGUACAAGAACGGAAUUGAAAUCAGGCCCAGUACAAAUCAAAGGAAGUAUAUUUUUGAGCAUAAGGGCACACAAAGGAUUUUGGUCAUCAACAACUGCAACCCAAACGAUGAUGCAGCCUAUACUGUAGCUGCAGGAGAGGAGAAGUGUUCCACGGAGCUGUUUGUUAAGGAGUUGCCAGUUAAGAUAGUUAAAGGUAUUGAGCCCGUGAAGACCACAGUCAAUGAGAGGAUUGAGCUGGAGUGUGAGGUGUCCGAGGAAGGAGCUGAAGUCAAAUGGAUGAAGAACGGUGUUGAGGUUUCAACUGGAGUGCGCUCCAGAUACCGCGUUAAGUGUGAGGGAACCAAACACUACUUGGUGAUUGAUGAUGCCUCUUUAGAGGACACUGGGACAUACUCCAUCAUGGCCACUGGUGGCACGUCUGAGGCUCAUGUACAGGUUGACUUGAAACCACUGAAGAUCUACCAGGACCUGCAGGAUAUGACAGUGCUGCUGGGUCAACCCCUCAAGCUGAACUGUGAGAUCUACCCAGGCAAUGUCCCAGGUCACUGGUACAGGAACGGACAGCUGAUCCAGCCCACAGACCGCAUCAACAUCAUACACAGAAAUAAGAUACAUCGACUUGAAAUUGCGUCAUGUUCUCUUCAUGAUGCAGGAGAUUACACUUUUGUACCUGAGGGGUAUUCACAUACCCUCACUGCCAAAAUCCACAUCAUUGAUCCUCCAAGGGUGCACUUGGAAAGCUUGAACUUCCCAGACAACACCGUGACAGUUGUUGCAGGAAACAAACUUCGCUUGGAAAUCCCAAUUAGUGGAGAACCAGCACCCCGUGUGGUGUGGACAAAGGGAGAAAGGGUCAUUCUUGAGUCAGCCCACCGUGUUCGAGCUGAAACGUACAGUGAUCAGACAAGCCUGACGAUAGAUGUCACAGAGCGGGAGGACACAGGGACCUACAAUAUAUCUCUGCAGAAUGAGGCUGGUGAGGCCACAGCCACCAUCAAAGUCAAGGUUGUAGACAUCCCUGAUCCUCCAGAGGCUCCUUUGGUCCCAGUAGUGGGUGGUGAUUGGUGCUCUAUGACAUGGGAAGCCCCCAUAUGUGAUGGAGGUUCACCAAUAUUAGGAUACUUCAUCGAAAGAAAGAAGAAACAGAGCUCCAGAUGGAUGAGAAUAAACUUUGACCUGAUCAAAGAGACAUCAUAUGAACCCAAGAAGAUGAUUGAAGGUGUGCCGUAUGAAGUGCGUGUCUUUGCUGUUAAUGCCAUUGGUGUGUCCAGGCCCAGUGAACCCUCUAAAGCCUUUACACCCCUUGCUGUGACCAGUGAGCCUACCAUGCUGGUCGUGGAUGAUGUCACUGACACCACAGUGACAGUAAAGUGGCGUCCUCCUGAAACCAUUGGAGCUGCUGGUCUGGACGGAUACUUAGUGGAGUACUGCAUAGAAGGAUCUGAUAAUUGGGUAAUAUCCAACAAGGAGCUAACAGAGAAGACCAAGUACACCAUCACUGGGCUGAGCCCAGGGUGUAAGAUUUUAGUUCGAGUCAAGGCCGUCAAUGCUGCCGGAGCCAGUGCUCCACGGUCCCUUCAACAUGCUAUCCUGGUCAAAGAGGUUAUUGAACCACCCAGGAUUCGUGUCCCACGACACCUGAAGCAGACCUACACUCUUAGAGUUGGAGAAGCAGUCAAUCUUGUGGUGCCAUUUAUGGGCAAACCCAGGCCGAAGAUCACCUGGCUGAAGGAUGGCAAGCCCAUAGACCCUUCCCACGUCAACAUCCGUAACUCAGACUGUGAUAGCAUCAUCUUCAUUCGUAAAGCAGAGCGCAGUCACUCUGGGAAGUAUGAGAUGGCAGUGCAAGUGGAAAACCUUGUGGACACAGCUGUUAUUGAUAUACAAAUCAUAGAUCUACCUAGACCCCCUCUGUGUGUGACAAUUGAAGACGUAUGGGGAGAAAAUGUUGCUCUGGUCUGGAGUCCUCCGAGAGACAGCGGAAAUGCCCCAAUAACAGGCUACACCAUUCAAAAAGCAGACAAGAAGACAAUGGAAUGGUACACAUGCAUUGACCACUACCAUCGCAACAGCAUCGCCAUCACAGAGCUGGUGGUUGGGAACGAGUACUUCUUCAGGGUCUUUGCAGAGAAUAUGUGUGGCCUGAGUGAAACUGCCACCCAAACCAAAAAAAGUGCCCUCAUUGUCAAAAAAGGCAUGCAGAUGAAGAUCCCUGAUUACUCUGAGCACGACUUCCAGGAGGCUCCAUUGUUCACACAACCACUGAUCGACACCUUUGCCGUUGCCGGCUACAAUACUACUCUGAACUGUAGUGUCCGUGCCAACCCAAAGGCCAAAGUGUUCUGGAUGAAGAAUAAGAUCAUCAUUGUCGAUGACCCACGCUACCGCAUGUUUAGCAACCAGGGAGUGUGUACUCUUGAAAUCAGGAAGCCCAGCCCCUACGAUGGUGGCACGUACGCCUGCAAGGCCAUCAACGACCUAGGUGAAGCUCAAGUGGAGUGCAAGCUGGAGGUCAAAGGAGGGUUCACCUUCUUUGAACUCAUGCAACGUGGAAUACCCCUACACCUGAUUGACAAGUACAUGAAUGACACGAAGACUUUUGAACAGGAGAAGUAAAAUGAUAAGGACUGACAGACAGAAUAGUUUUGCAGACUUCUGCCGCCUCUAGUGAUAUUCUUCUCCCACCUACUGAGGUCAGCAGCCUGAACAUGGAUGGACAGAUGAGGAAGGAUGGUGAGAGGGAUGGAGGAUGUGCUGGUCUGUGGUGUGGCAUGUUGUGUGCAGGUUUGGAGCUAGUUACACUAGGGAAAAAGCCAUCUCACUUGUUUGUCAUCCUCUUAUGUUUAAAAGACUGUCUGCUCAGAUGCAUGUCGCCAGUGUUUUGGUUCAAGCUUUCAUAAGGUCAUGUAGUGUGUAAAAACAAAAAUUAUAGAAAGCACAUAUAGCACAAACAGUGACACAUACCUACAGUAUUUACAUGUGGAUUGAUGUUGGGAGUGUGAUAAUUUAUUUCUGA